AUGGUUUUGUUUUUCAGGGCUAGUGACCAGUUACGGGAAUGGUUCUCAUACGAUGAUGCUUUAGAGCGAGCUCUCGAUGCAGAUUGGUUUCUGUUUCCAAUUGGAGAUUCGACUGUAGCAUCUGAGACUAUAUUCCUGAACAGAGAUGACAACAACCCUUACUUGAUCGGGAGUGUACCGCAUCCGGACUUCCCAGGAGUGUCAAUAGCUAUACCAUCAGCUCAUGUAUCUAAAAUGCAUGCUCGUAUAAGUUGCAAAGACGGCGCGUUUUACCUGACAGACUUGAGGAGUGAGUAUGGGACUUGGAUUUCUGAGUAG
Molecule: messenger RNA, 318 nt
Organism: Salvia splendens (bonfire salvia)
Lineage: Eukaryota; Viridiplantae; Streptophyta; Magnoliopsida; Lamiales; Lamiaceae
Product: zeaxanthin epoxidase, chloroplastic-like
Exons: 5
Coding region: 1-318 (105 amino acids)
Molecular function (GO): protein binding
Source: RefSeq, a predicted model, not a curated record